AUGGCUGGAGGCGGUCGUUGUGUCGUGGCCUUUGGAGCUUUUUUCUCCAUUUUCCUUGCCCUCGUGGCUGGAGCGCCAACGGCGACCUACGCCGAUGAUGUCUCGCCCGGCGCAAGCCAAAUCACCGAACACGUGUGUGACCCGGCGCAGCUGGUCGAAGGAGGAAAGCAGUGGCUUGAUUUGGUUCUCAAGCCUGAGAUGAAAAGCAUUGCGUUCAAAUGUAAAGAGGAGUCGAUAGAACUGAAGCCAGAUGGGAACGACGUGUUUACGACCGAGGACUGUUCGGACCCCAAAACCCUCCUGUCGAAGGCGUGCCCUGGAGCGCAACUAGAACGUCCGGCAGGCGCGCCGAAAAAGUUUACAUUAACCGUCAGCCCGAGGCCGUCGGAGGACAGGUUCUUUUACUACAAGUGUGAAUCACAGAAACCUCCCACAGUGCAGACACGCGGUUCGGACACCGGUGUGACGCAGAAGGACUGCAUCGUUAAGAUAACUGUCAAGGGCGUCAGUCCUGCCACCAUCGUCCCUCCCGUCCACAUCUGCGAUCCGAAGGAACAGACAGACGAUUCAGUGAACCUGAAGGAAGUGACCCUUGAGGCGGACAAGCAAAGCAUCGACUUCAGUUGCGGUAACGAAGCAGGCGCACAGCUCACUCCUGCGACGAGCCUGAAGAAGUUUUGCGCGGAUGAGGGCUGCCAGGAGCAGAAAGAGCUCUCCUCGGUCUGGAGUGAUGCUGCACUGACGACGGCAGGCUCUGGUGCUGCGACGAGUUACACGCUCAGCAUCAGGUCGGAGCGCAAGGAGGACAAAAAUAUCUACUACAAAUGCAGUAUUCCUGUGAAGGAUCCAGCGGAGAAACCGAAGGAUGGGGCGGACAGCAUGGAGAAGAGUUGUUUCCUCAAAAUUACGGUCAAGUCGGAUGAGUCGUCCUCGGCACCAGCGUGGAUGGCUGUGUCGUCUUGUCUUCUCGGGCAGAUCAUGCUCGGUCUCUUCUGCAUCUAG
This is a messenger RNA of Besnoitia besnoiti, 1002 nucleotides long. RefSeq names its product SAG-related sequence. The transcript has a single exon. The record is from RefSeq and is a predicted model, not a curated record. Gene Ontology annotation, cellular component: membrane. Bases 1 to 1002 code for a protein of 333 amino acids. NCBI's taxonomy places the organism in Eukaryota, Apicomplexa, Conoidasida, Eucoccidiorida, Sarcocystidae.